AUUGUCCGCGUAAUCUGCCUUUGGCCACCAGAGGUCAGUACAUGCAACAACUUCGCUCCGGAUACCAUUGCCUUUUGCGUCCUUUGAGAGGCUCAGUGGAGAAGAGACAACUAUGACUUCAUCAAGCUCCGGGGUUUAAGGCAAUGCCAAUGGUGUUCCUCUUGUUCGCUUCUGUCUUUCCAUUGGACCAUGGACGUUGGUGAUAGUGCUGUGUUGGUGAAGUGAAAGUGGAUGUAGAAGGGGACGUUCUCUGUGAAAUAUCCUGGGCUCGCUGGAAAAUGGAACUCUGUCGUUGCUGAACAAAGGGAAAUCGCGCAGCACCAUCGCAUGUGUGAGUCUAAGGGACCAGGAUGGCUGGAUAAACCGAAAAAAUCAAAUCGGCACGGCAAGAGCAUCCACCAUAUGGUUUGCACAUCUGCAGUGGAGCUGAUGAACAAUACACAUAAUAAAGGAAGAUCACCGACCAAAUAUAGCGAGCGGUUGACAGGUUUACAUAUUUAGUUUUGCAGAUUGUGAACGAGCCUGCUAUUUGGUUGGCUUGGAGUGUUUGAAUGGAAACGGAGUGGAGCUGACCUCGCUUCUUCGUCGAGUGGUGUGCUUGCUGUUAAAAUAUUUCAAGCAACCUAACUUGGUAGCUAGCUAAGUAUUAUGUAGCUAGCUGUCUUUGGUAAGCUACAUCCUGUCAGUGUUGUGAGAUGGUCUGAUAGAAACCUAUUAGGGGUUAUCUAUAUUUUGUGGCAAUUCAGACAAGGGAAAGGGUGUUUGCAGGUUGGGAAUAGUCAGGUUGGUGUUGAAAUUUCAUUAACAACAAAAUGUUGAUGUUGGGGCAUCAAUGCCAUACGGUAUAAGGGUUCACCGUCCAGACUUUGGACACUGUGGAGGCACCGCGCGAACGGCGUAGGAAAGGAGUACGGGAACCGCCGUCUGAUUGUUGUGAUUACCUUCUGUAUUAUGUUAGCUAGCUAGCUGGCUACCCAGACAUGCAUCUUGGGCCGGCUAGCUAGCUAGCUUGGCAUAACACUUAUUUGCCACCUUGCCAUUACAUUAGAGACCCUAUAUUUAGUUAGCAAUAUUAGCCAGUUGAGUGAUACGGUUGGAAUACUUGGAUUAGAGAUCUUCCUGGAUUUGAAUUGGAUUAUUCUGUUGGGUUUGUCUAUUGGAAUUUGAAAAUUACAGCUGCCACUGACUAUGGCAGCAGUAGUCAACUACUCGUCUCCCUGGUGGGUGAACCUGCUUCACCGACUCCCCCACUUCAAUCUGCAGUUCGAGAAAACAAGCAGCGAUUUUCGCCCUGAAGAUCUGGAAUACCUACAGUCGGUGCUGCUGCUUGGAGGCGUGGCCCUGGCCUGCCUGGCCCUGGACCUCCUCUUCCUGCUGAUCUACUCCUUCUGGCUGUGCUGCCGCCGCAAGAAGACCGAGGACCAGCCCAACGCCGACUGCUGCUGCACGGCCUGGUGCGUCAUCAUCGCCACGCUGGUCUGCAGCGCUGGCAUUGCGGUGGGUUUCUAUGGGAACGGGGAGAUGUGCGACGGGGUGAACCGGCUCACGUACUCUCUUCGCCAUGCCAACCGCACGGUGUCGGGAGUGCAGAAACUGGUGACGGACAGCAGCUCCUCGCUGAACCUGACGGUGGAGGAGAGCCUGCGGAAGCUGGAGGAUCAGUACUCCAAGCACACGGACUACGUGUCCAUCGUGCAGAAGCUCCAGGGCCAGCUGGAGGAGCUGGUGCGCCAGAUGGGGGAGAUCCCCUUCUGGGACAACCGCCGCAUCUCCCUGGAGGACCUGGCCGCCAAGAUCGAGCUCUAUGACUGGUACAGGUGGCUGGGCUACUUGGGCCUGCUGCUGUUCGACGUGCUCAUCUGCCUGCUGGUGCUCUUCGGCCUCAUCCGCAACUCCAAAGGGACCCUGGUUGGCGUCUGUUUGUUGGGCGUGUUUGCUCUCAUCGUCAGCUGGGGAACCCUGGGCCUAGAGCUGGCUGUUUCUGCGAGCUCCAGUGACUUCUGCAUUGCCCCGGCCAUGUACAUCAUCCAAGUGACCAAGGAGUACGCCGUGGUGAAGGAAGACAUCCUGCAGUACUACCUGGGAUGCAGCAUGACCUCGACCAACCCCUUUCAGCAGAAGCUGUCAGGAAGUCAUAAGGCCCUGGUGGAGAUGCAGGACGACGUGGCGGAACUUCUGCGCUCAGCGGUCGGAGAGUAUUCAAAGACCAAGGGAAACCUGGAGCAGAUCCAGAGGGUGCUGAACACCACGGAGAUCAGCCUGCACCAGCUCACCGCCCUGGUGGACUGCCGCAGCCUGCACAUGGACUACGUGCAGGCGGUGACGGGGCUCUGCUACGACGGGCUGGAGGGGCUCAUCUACCUGGUCCUCUUCUCCUUCGUCACCGCCCUGAUGUUCAGCUCCAUCGUCUGCAGCGUGCCGCACACCUGGCACAGCAAGAGGAACGAGGACGACGCCGAGGAGGAGUCUCUGGCCCAUAGCAACCGGCAGCCCCAUGACAACCUGUACCGCGUGCACAUGCCCAGUCUGUACAGCUGCGGGAGCAGCUACGGCAGCGAGACCAGCAUCCCCGCUGCGGCGCACACCGUCAGCAACGCACCCGUCACCGAGUACAUGACCCAGAACGCCAACUUCCAGAACCCCCGGUGCGAGAACACGCCGCUGAUUGGCCGGGAGUCGCCCCCGCCCUCUUACACCUCCAGCAUGAGGGCGAAGUACCUGGCAACCAACCGGCCCGACCCCAACAGCUCAGCCGCUCAUUAAGGGAGGGACGGCCCCCCCGCUCGCACCCCUCCGCAGAGGCCCGACCCGGAAGUCUCCGGCUUCCGGAACUUUCCCCCCACCACCACCACCUACCACCCGCCACCUACCAACACCACCACGCACCGCCGCCCUCCCACUCGCCCCUGAAACGGAACAGUCCCACUCAACGCUUCUGCCCUCGCCAACGCCACCAGUGACUAACCAGCGAGGCGUCCGCGUAAUGGAUGCAGGCCCAAAAAAAGAAUGUUCCGGCACCUUGUAAAUAGCGCUCUAUAAAUGAAGACUGAGGAAACCAGCUUUCCCCCCUACGCUCUCGCUCUCGCACACGCACACGCACACGCACACGCACGCACAUACAAAGUGAAAGGGGGGGUAACAGGGGCAGCGUCACCCCCCACCCUCCCCAACUCGCUUGCUGGUUUCCAUGACACCUUUCUUACCGAAGACUGACCUGCACUGAUCGCUAGAAUCUUACGUUUUUCUUCCUGAUCAUUCCACAAACCGACUUUUUUUUGAAAGGCGCGAUUUCAUUUUUACUUUUUUUGCUUUAUUUUUGUACGCGUGUUCAAAAACCAGAAAAUGGAACUUUGCGUUUACUACUGAGAGGCCCUGCGGCGGCUUUGCCGGGUUUCACCCUAUCAGGAAGGAAAGAAAGCCGCCGGGCGUCCCGAGCGUUUCCUCCUCGACCGCGGCGUCCCCCUUCGAAGUGCGCGGAACUCGCCGUUGCCGCGCGGACGAAAUUCUGUUUCCGUCGGCGACGGCCGCUUGGAACGCUUCGCUGUUUUCCACCGACGCCCGUUUAUAUAUAUAUGCAAUUUGCCUCGAACCGUCGGCUUCCGGGGAUGACUCUCCGGAUGCGGUGACCGGAGACGCGCUGCGGUUUUCCGCCCGCUGGUGCGGUUCUCCGCGCUGACGGGACUUUGAUGUUGGGCGGAAUCCGUAAUUCACGCUUUUUUUUUCGGUGUUCGUUUUCGCUCGACGGCGACAGAUCCGUCUGAUCCGUGAGAAAAAGCGGCCGGAGUCAGACGGGACUGCGCGCCGCGGGAUUUACAAUUACGACUACAUCGCUGGAAAGAUAAAAAAUAAAAAAUUUAAAAAAAGAGCAGCUGUUGAAUCGGGGACAUUUCACGGAGCGGUGAAAAGAAAGAAGCGGCAGAUGAGUUUUGGAUAUAGCUUCUUUUUUUCUUUCUUCUUUUAAAAAAAUAAAAAAAUAAAACCGUACGCAAAACCAACCGCCCCUGCUUCCUGAAGGGGUGGAAGGGCAUCGCGUGUGUGUACAGCGCUGUUCAUCUGGGCCGAAGGGAGGGGGGGUCUCAGGAAAGCUCAUCUUUCCAUUACUCACAUUGUGAACGGUGUACUUUUACUGUCUGCGUGGCUCGAAUGCACUGGGGAAGGCUUGCAUACGGACCGGUGCAGUGAAAGCAACAAAAGCAAGGUCUGAAGAUUCCAUAAAUACCACACAAAGUACAGAUUUUGGGUAACCUCUCACGUGGAAUAUGUAAUGAAGUAGUCCUUUUCUAAAAGGUUACAGCCUUGUGUCAAGCAGGCAUAAGCGCGCUCACUAUAUGGACGGAAGCGCAACAUGCUAACUCAAGAAGUCUUUCUUUUGAGUUAAACAGGAUUUCAGCUGAACUUCAGGACAGCAGCCUCGUCAGUGUGCUUGUGGCCCACGUGUAGUUCCUCCGGCAUACAAAUUCACUGAGCAUGAUGACGUCCAAAUGACUGUACCGUGUCUUGUGUUGACCUCAGCAGGGUAACUGACCAAUAUACUGGAACCAGUGUUUUGUUUUCUUUUUUCCCCUUUCCUGGAUGCAGGUGGCUGACGUCUUACUUUUGAAGGGAAUUUGCACUUGGAAUUUUACUUUUGGUUUUGGUUUGAAUGGCGGGUGCUUGUGUACGCUCCUGUCGUGAGCUGGACCCAGGACCUUGAGUUUUGAGGAUUCGGUCGGGAUGCUGGUCGGCGCUCUGAGGCUAGACUCGGGCGACAGCGGCCAGCGGUGAAGGCGAAUGGGACCGAGAGUAAUUCUCGACUUUUUGCCCGAUUUCCUUCUGACUGAAAAAAAGGAAGCAACCUUGUUUGUUUCUUGUUUUAAAAAUGAAUUUAGAAUAAAUUGACCGAAUUGGUGCUUUUACAGUGUGGUGACGUGACUGACUAACUACAGUGGUUUAUUUUUAUGUUUUUGUUUCUUCCUGUUUUAAACUGGAAGUUUUGGGCUCGCACAAACAAGAAAAAGAGGACCACUGGUUUUUAUUCAUUCCACUGCUGUCAAAGACGUUCUUCUCUUUCCUGGAAAGCACAAACGUUUUAUUCAAACAGCUCUGGAUGGCUCCUCAGCCGAACCCGAGUUCUGGAAGAGAAAAAAAAAAACGAGAGAGAGAGAAUGGCGCGAUGGCCGGUGGAGAGAUCCGCGCUCCUCGCGCGGACUCUUCCUCCACGCUAAAAAGACUUGUCGGACUGUAAGAUAAUAUUGCUGUGCAUUUCUCUAUUUCCCAGAUUUCUAGUGUUAGUAUCGGUAUUCCUGUGCGUAAUGUGGACAGUGUGUUUGCUUGCCCGUCGCCCGUUUCCGCACGACCAUCGCGAGGACUUCACCCCACCACCCCUCCCUAACCACAGCCCCACACCCCGUUAUGCAGCCGUUUCCCAUAACGUCUCUGUGAUACAACGACAGCGGUGGGUAGGCUAGUAGUGCCGACAAAAUCACGGUGGUUCCAGAAAAAAAAAAAUUCUGGAACGAUUAAUGAGCCUCACCUAGCAACAGGCCCGCGCAUUAGCCGUUUAUUAAUUUUGACAUUUCACAAUGAAUAAACUGCGUAGUGCCGGCCUCGCUUUUAAAGAGCAAACAAAACAACCUGACGGACCCUUGAAACGGAAUGGUGCUCUUUGAAUUAUUUUGCUCUAACUGCAGACCUUGAUAUAGAGGGUGCCUCUGUGAAUGGCAGGUUACCCUCUGAAACUAGGCAACCGUUGAAAUGUGAAAUAAAAUCAAAUAACGAUGAAACCAGGGUGACGAGGUCUGUGCGCUAGCGCGUUUCAAUACCUCCUAAUUAAGGGGCAUUUAAUUAGUCAACAAUACGAGAGAGAUUUGUAAAAAUUAAAAAAAAUGUGCCAAUCGUCAUAAACUGUUCCUUUCCAUUUUCUCCCACGCCCAUGAAUUAAACGGUAAAUGUUGUUGAUGAUCUUUCCUCUCUGGCCUUUUCUAUACGUACAUUUCCGGGAGACGUACAUAACCAAAAGAGACGCCUGUGGAAAUGUAGCCAGUCUUUUCUAAAAAAAUAAAUGAAUUGCAUUUUUAAUUUCCGCGUGAAAGCCCAUCGUCACGGUGAGACAAUCUUAUUGUUUUGUAGUAUACUUUCUCUUUAUUCAGCAUUUCUGGAACUAUGUAUCUACAGUGUAAUGCACGAAAAAAGAAGAAAUCUGGUGAAAAGCAAACUGCCUUUGUAAACACGUUUAAACAGGUGAAUCUCUUACAAGUUUUUGUUUUCUUUUUAAAACUUGUCUAGUCCCCAUAGUAUAUUUUAUGAUUAUUAGCAACACAGUUUUUGUUUCUUAAUUGUUGAUACACAUACACUUGGUCUUGCAUUGCUCUGUUUUGAUAAACUAUAUGACUGUAGUUUUUUUAAAUUUUAUUUUGAAAUUACUAAAAUAUUGUAAAUGUUAAACCUGUGGUUUUAUUGAGCUUGAAUUCGGUGUUUUAAAAUUCAAAUUAAAGUUACUUAACAGAA
Messenger RNA from Anguilla rostrata (American eel), 6486 nucleotides. RefSeq names its product tweety family member 3a (gene ttyh3a). The record is from RefSeq and is a predicted model, not a curated record. Lineage: Eukaryota; Metazoa; Chordata; Actinopteri; Anguilliformes; Anguillidae. The coding region runs from base 1189 to 2763 and encodes 524 amino acids. Gene Ontology annotation, cellular component: plasma membrane. Gene Ontology annotation, molecular function: volume-sensitive chloride channel activity; intracellularly calcium-gated chloride channel activity. The transcript has 14 exons.